AUGCCGCCCAGACGCUCAGCUAAGCAAUCCACAGGGUUGAGCCAGGCAAGUAGCCGCCCGGAAAGCCCGACACUCUCAUUCCAGACCAGGCGCCCCACCACCGGAGGAGCCAAGGCUGUCGCCAAGUCUCUGAACAAUGCCCCUUCUGUGCGCAAGGUGGGCUCGGUUUCCUCCCUGUCCUCUGUCGAGCGGGCCUCCACCCCCAAGGAUGAGGAGAAGCCUCAGGAGGUGAUCAAGGUCGCCGACGAUGUUCGCGAGGCCCUCGACCCCAACGGCAAGGAGUGGAACAAGCUCUACGAUGAGGCCAAGCGGGCCAUGGACACUGCGAAGCCCAUUCACAGCGGCCCAGAGACCACCAAGGUUCACCACAUUCUUAGGGUCUUUGACAUGACGUCCAAGUACGGCCCCUGCGUCGGGAUGACCCGCCUCGAGCGCUGGGAGCGGGCCAAGAAGUGGGGACUGAACCCACCAGAGGAGGUCAAGGCCAUUCUCCUCACCCAGCAGGGCGAGGACGACACUUCGUACCGUCAGAGCGUCCUCUAUGGUUGGGUGUAACGAGCAGAAAGGUAGACGAGCGUGUGGAGGUGUAUCGUUGUAGCAUUUAUUUUCGACAUCCGAAGCGAGGAUAGGAAAGAUCCAUAGAUUUAUUUGUAUAUACCAGGUGUGUUCCGCAGUUCUCCUAGGCUUGCCAACUGCCAAGACUUGGAAGGAGGGCCGAGAUGUGAGUUGUGUGGGAGGAACACCGAGGAGAGGACCGAAGGAGGCCGACGAGCAAGCUGUGGGGAAUGGGGAGGAGUGGACGGGGGUUGUGGGGAAGCCAGGUAUACCAGGUACAAGUGGCUGGCCAUGGCGGGCACGAUGUGUCACCACCACGGUCGCCUGUGCGGUUUUCGGUGGGCAACAAUCCGUGUCGGCGUCGCAUCACUGGCAAGGGCUGCAAGGGCUGCUGUUUGGUGACCGAGUCAACAGUCAAACCCUCGUCUACC
This is a messenger RNA of Vanrija pseudolonga, 986 nucleotides long. RefSeq names its product DNA polymerase delta subunit 4 (gene cdm1). Gene Ontology annotation, biological process: DNA synthesis involved in DNA repair; DNA-templated DNA replication. Gene Ontology annotation, cellular component: delta DNA polymerase complex. Gene Ontology annotation, molecular function: DNA-directed DNA polymerase activity. Lineage: Eukaryota; Fungi; Basidiomycota; Tremellomycetes; Trichosporonales; Trichosporonaceae. The record is from RefSeq and is a predicted model, not a curated record. The transcript has 5 exons. Bases 1 to 555 code for a protein of 184 amino acids.